Messenger RNA from Dermacentor albipictus, 470 nucleotides. It is a transcript of the gene IFT20, whose product is annotated as intraflagellar transport 20. NCBI's taxonomy places the organism in Eukaryota, Metazoa, Arthropoda, Arachnida, Ixodida, Ixodidae. Gene Ontology annotation, biological process: centrosome localization; intraciliary transport; protein localization to cilium. The record is from RefSeq and is a predicted model, not a curated record. Gene Ontology annotation, cellular component: Golgi apparatus; centrosome; cilium.
CAGUACUGUUUACAAAUGGCUAACGAGGUGUUCUCGCGAGCAGGUCUUUACGUUGACGAACUCAACAAAAUUCGCAUCGCGGAUCCAGAUGCUAUCAGAGAAACGCAGGAGCUCAAGGAUGACUGCCACAAUUUCAUUGAGAGAAUGACCGAAUUUCAGUCCGUCGUGGAUAAGUACAUCACAAUUUCGGAUAAACUGGCAGCGGAAGUCGAACAAGAAAAACUGAAGGCCAUUGGGUCCCGAAACCUGCUGAAGUCUGUCGUGAAAGACCGCGAAACGCAACAGCAGCAGCUUCAAGCGCUCGUGCUGGAGAAGAAAAUAGAGCUAGAAAGAUUGAGAAUACAGCUGAAUGCAAUGAAGAGAGAAGAAGCUGAACAGAAUGAACUGAUUGAGCAGUUCUCGAUGCAGUCAUGAAACCACUCUUUAAGCCAGAGCACGACAUGGAAAACAAUAAUAAAUCGGUGUCUACA